Molecule: messenger RNA, 3380 nt
Organism: Brassicogethes aeneus
Lineage: Eukaryota; Metazoa; Arthropoda; Insecta; Coleoptera; Nitidulidae
Source: the annotation of a GenBank genome assembly
CAACCUACCAAUGAACCCGACAAACAACACCUAAACCAUCAAAACAACCAAUCACCCAAACAAAUUCACUUAUUUAAAUUUUCGUGUGCCCUUUUGUUAUUAAAAUGUCAGUGUUCAACGGUCGUCCUUGCUAGUGUCCCGCUUGUGCAUCCGUUAACGCGAAACUUUCGUUUUCUGUUCGCAGUUUGCAAGAACUUAAUUUGGACCAGAACUUGCUAAGUUUGCUGCCUGGGACUCUAUGGGACCUCAAACUACUCCAAGUACUCAAAGUGGCUGACAACAGAUUGGCAGUUCCUCCAGAUAAGGGACCCAAGAUGAGGGCUUUAAUAUUAACGGAGGAUUAUAAGCCUGAGAAUGAGCAAAAUGUAAAUGGGUUGAAAACUUUGAACCUAAGAUCGAAUAGGCUUAAGGGGAAUAUUAUACUGGGGAAUUAUGGGAACCUAACUGAGUUGGAUGUGAGUGAAAACAGCAUAGAAAAUCUAGACCUGAGUGCGGUGGAGCAGCUUCAAAUUCUGCAGUGUUCUAGAAAUUCUCUAACGCAUUUGACACUCCACGGGAAAAAUUUAAUAUCUAUAAUAGCUGGAAAUAAUAGACUGAAAAAACUCACUGUAUCUCACCCACCAUUGGAUCUCAAACACAUCGAUGUCUCUUACAACGAGUUAGAAUCUCUACCAGAGUGGUUGUCGGGUUGUAGCGAGUUAAGAUCGUUAUUUGCAAGUAAUAACAUGCUUACAACUUUACCCGAUCAUUUGUUUUGCAAUGAAAUGCCCUAUCUGCAAACCUUACAGCUAGCUUACAACCACUUGCAAUAUCUGCCAACAAUACAAAGACGAUUGCUGAUACAGGACUUGUUCUUGCAGAACAACAGUUUGUCUAGUUUGCCGGACAAUUUUUUUAAGUUUGUUAGAAAUAUCAAAGUGCUAAAUCUCUCGAAUAACAGACUGUGUGAUUUACCAAAACCUGAUGAUGUCUUGCAGCUGGAGAAGUUGUUUAUAACAGCUAACUGUUUGAUUGAUAAAUCCUUGGAAAGAAUAGCACCAUAUUUAAGAAGUUUGAGAAUAUUACAUGCCGCUUAUAAUAGCUUCACAGGUUUGCCUGAGCAGUGCGCUCUGUAUUGGACGGAGUUGGAAGAGCUUGUUGUAUCGGGUAACAAACUUUUAAAGUUGCCAAAAAACAUAGAGAAGCUCAGACAUUUAUCUGUGCUUAGGGUGCAUUCAAAUCUAUUACAAACCAUACCAAAACUAUCCAACUUGCAUUCCUUAAGAGUUUUGGACUUAGCCCACAAUCAGUUGGAUCGCAUAGACUUAUCGUCGCUGAUACCGCCGAACUUAAAGUUCUUGGAUUUGUCUUGCAAUAUGAAGCUCCACGUUGACUCGCAACAGUUCAAUAAUUAUAGAACCCAACGCCCGAUGUCGUUGGUUGAUGUUUCCGGUAAGAACCGCACUAGUCUACCGCUAGUACCGUCACCGUUUUGCGAGAGCGAUCUGACCGAACAAAGUUGGUCGGUAGGUUUUUCCGAAACAGCAGGUUGCAAGCAAAGGUUGUACAUAUCGCAAAUUAGGCUUCCCGCUUUUUGCAAUACCGAAGCACUUUUUGGCAUGUUCGAUGGGGAAAACAACAGUGAUAUCCCUGUAGGUGUGGAUAAAGUCGUACCGAGGAUAUUAUUGGAGGAAAGGACUGUCAAAGAGACAGCUCAUGAGUACAUGAAGUACACAAUGCUAUCAGCACAUAGAGAGCUACGCGAUAAAGGCCAGAAGCAAGGUUUGAACGCUAUAAUCAUCCACGUGAUGAACCUCAAACAACAAGACUACUCUUACUGCAACUCUCUCAAAAAGUACGUGAUGAAAAUAGCAAGCGUGGGUGAUGUGAGGGUCGUGCUUGGUAAAGCCUCAGGUCCUGUAAGAUUACUACCGGUGAAACAACGCAGAUCUACAAGGACGACUCCGCAAAUACAGUUGAUGGUGCCAGAUCCUGAGGUAACGGAGAUUUAUCUGGACGAGCAGGAUGAGUACAUGAUCAUAGCCAAUAGGAACUUAUGGGAUGUUAUAAGCCCUGAGAACGCCAUAAAAGAGGUGAGUUUGCAGCGGAAUGUUAUACUUGCUGCUAAAAGACUACAAGAUCUCUCCCAGAGCUACGGCGCCGAAGAUAACCUUAGUAUUAUCGUGGUUAAGUUCAACCUGGGCAACGAUGUGGAUUUAUUGAUGAGGGAGUUAAGGCAGACCAUAAAAAGGAAUAAAUAUCAAAGUGAAAGUGGUAACUCCACAUCCACGUAUCAAGCGGGUUGCUGUUGCGAGGCACUAAACAGCGAAUGCAUCAGUUGUAUGGCAAAAAUACCCAUACCGCCCCCCAUGAUGAUGCAUGACGAUAGAUCGUCACCUAGCGGGCAGAGUGAGCACUGCAGCGAAUGCAACUCGUCCGCUAAACUCUUCAUCAACCAGCUCAACAAGCAGAACGAGAACAGAUCGAUGAGAAGCAUAACCCCGUCUAUUUUCGAAACAAACGGUUCGAAAAUCAAUCCCGAACGUAGGAGUUACAGAGGGGUGGCCAAAGCCUUGAGAGCUAGAAGGGAGGAGGAAAAGAACAGGGACGAUUCCGAUUCAGCCCUAUCUGAAGAACAGUUCAAAUGUUGGGAGUACAUGCUGGAGCAAAAUACGCAACUAUUGUUCGACAAAGAGUUGAACACUCUAUCUAGAGGUAUGAAGAAGCCUCAGUUCUCGAUAAAAAACCUACCGAUAUCGAGAAGUUCGCCUCAUUUAUCCGACACAAACAAUAAUUCUCCAAACAACAAUCAAGGUGCGUUUCUAUCAAAACAGUUUGGUAGCACGAGGUCUUUUAACCCCAUUCUAUCCCGAGGGGGUUCGAAAUUUUCUCUGGAUAAAAAACAGCUAUUAGGAGGUCCACACGCAGCCUAUUUUGGAAGUCUACAGAGGUUGAUGCCGUAUAACCUAGAGUAUGAUUUUGCUGUAAUGCACGAGCGAGGCUUGGCGGAUUCGUUGGACUUGGACAGAAUGCAGCAAUAUUGGGGUGUUACAACUACAGAGUUGUAGAUAGUGCGAUAGUCGUUUUCCCUACCGAAAAAUAUGCAUUUAUUUUUUUAGGACCUAGAGUAAAUAGAUAUAUGUGUUUCUUAAUCAAGAAAGGGUGCCUUUUUAAAAUUUUGAAAUGUGUAGAAAAUAAGAAUUUCACCAGUCACCUAUAGGUUGUCAGUUUUAUCGUGUAUACCAUCUUGUUAAGAAAUAUACUACUAAAAAAUAACACUGGUUGACAGCAAUUUUGUCACAUGAUGGCCAACAACUUUUACAGGGUAAUUUGAAUGCGCUGAUUCAAAAAAUCUUUUUUCUUAAUUAGCUCUUGUUUUAAAGAUAUUGCAAAAAUAAACA